AUGACCCCUUCACUGGUUUCCCCAGCACGGGCGUGCGCACUUUCCCCCAUCUUUGCCCACUCUAUGAAUGACAUCAGAAGAGGAUGUCUUUCAAUCACCCGGACAAGAACAAAAGAUUGCCGCUUUUUCUCGUCGUCUCGCCCUGUUCAAACAUCAGCAGCAACACGAUUUCAGCCUGCGAACCGGUUGACUGGUCGCACAUGUAUGGUCACCGGUGGAUCAUCCGGGAUUGGCUACGCCAUCGCAGAGCGGUUUCUACAAGAAGGCGCAUCAUCUAUCAUUCUCGUCGGCCGAUCACAGAAACGUUUACAGGAUGCGGCCGAUAAUCUCAAUGCCUCUACGGGUAUCUCCACUGGUGCUACCAUCACUACAGGGGAGCUCAAUGUUGGAAAGGAUGCACCGAGUCGGAUUCGUCUCCUUGUUGGUGAUAUCGGAGAAGCAGCCUCGUGGAUGCGUGAGCUGGAGAAGGAAAUGGCCACAGUAGAUAUCCUCGUCAACGCCGCAGGGAUCUCCAUUUCAAGUAUUCUCCCCAGAUCCGAACUGGCAGACAUCUCCCAGAUUCUACGCACAAACCUCGAAGGCGCAGUGCUCACUUCCCGCGCUCUAAUCCGUGCUGCGAUUCGCAGCCGGUGUAUAAUCAACGUUUCCUCAUUACUGGCAUUGAAGGCUGGUACCGGUGCUGUGCCGUACGCUGCAUCCAAGGCCGGCGUGCUAGGCUUGACUCGCUCUGUGGCCGUGGAGGCGGCAGCCUCGCUGAAGGAUUUGGCCAUUCGGUCAAACGCCAUUGUGCCAGGAUACAUCGAGACGCCCAUGAUUGCAGACUUUACACCUGGCGAAAUUACCCGCUUAAAGGACACGAUACCCCUACAUCGAUUCGGAGAUCCACGAGAGGUGGCAGAUGCGGCGGUCUUCCUUGCACAGAAUGAGUAUGCCAAUAACUGCGUGCUCAACAUCGAUGGCGGUCUCAGUGCUGUCUAG
Molecule: messenger RNA, 978 nt
Organism: Penicillium manginii
Lineage: Eukaryota; Fungi; Ascomycota; Eurotiomycetes; Eurotiales; Aspergillaceae
Product: SDR family NAD(P)-dependent oxidoreductase
Exons: 4
Coding region: 1-978 (325 amino acids)
Molecular function (GO): oxidoreductase activity, acting on the CH-OH group of donors, NAD or NADP as acceptor
Source: RefSeq, a predicted model, not a curated record